AUGUUCAAGCAUCUGUGGAAACAGCCCGUCAACACAGUCCUCCACCCCUCAACAAAAGCGAAGAUGAGCUCGGGUGCCCCGGCCAAGAAGAUAUCCUUCGGGCCGUUCGAGGUGACCUCGCAGGUCUUCCUCACAACGCCACACUCCUUCGCCCUGGUCAACCUCAAGCCGCUGCUCCCGGGCCACGUCCUGGUGUGCCCAUCGCGGCCCCACAAGCGCCUGACGGACCUCUCGCCCCCCGAGGUGACAGAUCUGUUCGCGACCGUGCAGAGGGUGGAGCGCAUGCUGGCCCGUCACUACUUCCCCAGCGAGAACCACCACCACCACCACCAGCAGCAGCAGCAGCAGCAGCCGGCACCGGCAGCGCCGGGCGGCUCGUUCAACAUCGCCGUGCAGGACGGCCCGGAGGCCGGGCAGACGGUCGCCCACGUCCACGUGCACGUCAUCCCGCGCGUCCGCGGGCUGAGCUCCAAGCCCGAGGACACGGCGGGCGACGAGCUGUACGAGCAAAUGGCGCGCGAGGAGGGCAACGUCGGCGGGGCUCUGUGGGAUCGGCAGCAGCAGCAGCAGCAGCAGCAACGGCAGUUUGGGCACAGGCCCACGGCAGGGGGCGCGUUCGACCGCAUCGAGGACUCGCAGAGGAGUGCUAGGAGCAUGGAGGAGAUGGUGGCCGAGGCGGAGAUGUUCCGGAAGGCGCUCAGGGUGAUGGAAGAGGAAGAGGGGGCUGCAGCUGUGGGUGGUGAGGCGUCAUGA
Messenger RNA from Diaporthe citri, 753 nucleotides. RefSeq lists its product as uncharacterized. Gene Ontology annotation, molecular function: catalytic activity. The transcript is spliced from 2 exons. Bases 1 to 753 code for a protein of 250 amino acids. Lineage: Eukaryota; Fungi; Ascomycota; Sordariomycetes; Diaporthales; Diaporthaceae. The record is from RefSeq and is a predicted model, not a curated record.